CUGCUCCAUUCUUGCAAUGAUGAUGAUGAGAAUGUUGCGAUUCCUGCAGUACAUCUACUAGAGCUGUCUGCUCUCCGGAAACCUGUGUCGACUUGCCUCUCGCCUCUCUUACACACUCUCUUUGCACGCGGUCGCCCUCGUCGGACGUUUAGGUGGUCUCUCAGAAGCCAGCCCGCACGAUUCGGCCGACAUCAUGUCCGAGUGCGACGCAGGCAACGAGUUCGACGGCCGUCUGGGCCUUCGCAUCUCCAGCAUCUUCGUGAUUCUCGUCGGAUCUGCCCUAGGAGCAGUCUUCCCUGUCUAUGCAUCCAGACAUCGCGGAACCGGCGUGCCAGAAUGGGCCUUUUUCAUCGCCAAGUACUUUGGCUCGGGAGUGAUUGUGGCCACGGCCUUCAUACAUUUACUUGCACCCGCCGAGGAGGCAUUGACGAGCAAUUGCCUGACCGGACCCAUCACCGAAUACACAUGGGUCGAGGGCAUUGUACUCAUGACCAUCUUCCUCCUCUUCUUUGUCGAGCUCAUGACAAUGCGCUACGCGAAAUUCGGCCAUUCUCACGACCAUGAUGCCGCGCAUGAAGCAUCCGGCCAAGACAAAAUGCUAGAGCUGAACAGUUCCGUCACUAGUGUCAGGUACCUGGAUGAGCCGCAUGUCAAAAAUGAUAGUGGCAACGACUGCCCAACCAACCCCCAUGUGCCUGGCGAUGAUCAUCUAUCGCAUGCUCGAGAGCACCAAGGCUCAGCAUUGGGUACGACGGUCCAGACACACAAAACCUUCGACCCCGAAUCAUACGCUGCCCAGAUGACUGCAGUGUUCAUCCUGGAAUUCGGUGUCAUCUUCCACAGUAUCUUCAUCGGUCUUACCUUGGCAGUCUCGGGCUCGGAAUUCGAUACGCUCUACGUGGUUCUCACCUUCCACCAGACAUUCGAAGGACUGGCGCUUGGUUCACGACUGGGCAGCAUUGAAUGGCCCGAAUCUAAGAGGCUAACACCAUACUUGCUGGCCCUUGCCUAUGCUCUGUCGACUCCCAUCGCCAUUGGAGUGGGCUUGGGUGUUCGCACCGCAUUAAAUACGAACAGCCAGUCUUUCCUGAUCGUCAACGGCGUCUUCGACAGCAUUUCGGCGGGAAUCCUCAUCUACACUGGCUUGGUGGAACUGAUGGCCCACGAGUUCAUGUUUAGUUCCUAUAUGCAAAGGGCGCCGAUAAGGAUGGUGCUCUCCGCUGUGGGCUGCAUGGUGCUGGGAGCACUCCUCAUGGCCGUUCUUGGAAAAUGGGCAUAGACUCUCAAAUGACAACGCCGAUCGGGCGUUCACGACUGCGAUGAUAUAUAGAACGAUACAUUGGCUGGAGCUGUAUUAAGGUAAACAGCCACUUACAGCUUGGACCAGAUACAUCAUGUAUACUUGAUGACAGUAGCUUGUCUCACACAGCACAUCUGCUUAAGCUCCUCAGCGGUCGACUGGAAUGUUUUGAACCCAGAUGUGUGAAUGACGCGCACCAGACGGACUCGACGGAGACAAGGCCCGGCGUUAAUAACGCCGCAUUUAUCGGAGUCUAUGACCACAAAGGCAGUCCAGACUACCUUAUCUACCCUACAUGUCGGCACGCAUAUAUAUGUUUAUUGAUGACCCGUCAUCCAUUUGUUGAACAGUAUCCGCAUCAUUAGCACACACAUUACCACAUCACACUUUCUCUCCAAGAUGGCAGCCUUUUGGUCCAAAUUCCUCUAUUCUCAGUUCCUCGUCACACCCCCGCGUCCGGAGCAAGACUGCACCGGCAAGACCAUCAUCGUCACAGGCGCGAAUGUCGGCCUGGGCAAGGAAGCUGCACGGCACUUCACUCGACUCAACGUAAAGAAGCUCAUCAUUGCCUGCCGCUCCCUCGAGAAAGGAGAAGCAGCAAAGCGCGACAUUGAAGCCAGCGAAGGCCGCAAAGGCGUCAUUGAAGUCUGGCAACUCGACCUGUCGUCGUACGAGAGCGUCAAGGAUUUUGCCAAGCGAGCACAAGGCCUCGAGCGAAUUGACACGGUCGUCGAGAAUGCAGGAAUUGCUACCAGCAACUACCAGUCGGUAGCCGGCAACGAAUCGACCAUCACCGUGAACGUCGUCAGCACAUUCUUACUCGCACUGUUACUCUUGCCGAAACUGCAACAAUCGAGCAACAAGUUCAACAUCCGCCCCACGCUGACCAUUGUGUCAUCCGAAGUCCACUUCUUCACGAGCUUUCCCGAAAAAUCCAGCAGUGACAUUUUCGCCACGCUGAAUGCCAAGGAAACGGCGCGCAUGCAGGAUCGGUACAAUGUCAGCAAACUCCUCGAAGUGCUGACCUGUCGCGAAAUUGCUCGACUACAUCCGGGCAGUCUGGGGAAUGUGACGUUGAAUUUCGUCAAUCCGGGCUGGUGCCAUUCCGAGUUGAUGCGCGAGAUGAUGAAUCCCAUUCUCCAGCUGGUCAAGUUGAUCAUGUGCCGGACGACGGAAGUGGGCUCGAGGACGCUCGUCAAUGCGGGACUGAGCAGUGAGGAGACACAUGGAAAGUAUAUGAGUGAUUGCCACAUUGCUGAAUGUUCGCCUUUGGUGACGGGUCCCGAAGGCCCCGAGUUGCAGAGGAGAGUGUGGGCUGAGCUGAGCCAGAAGCUGGAGGCCAUUGAGCCAGGUGUGACGGGAAACUUGAAUGUUUAAAAGGGCGUAUUGAAGAAGUGACGGACAGGCUGAUCAGGGCAGUGAGUUCGAUAUGGACUCGAUCAAGCAGGCAGAUAAUUUUUUUUUGGUUGAGAGUUGUGAUCAAACGACAGAUCAUCAUCACCAUCACCAUCAUCUACUACAACGACUCCUCAAUCUUGAUCAUCUCCUCAAUCCUCUUUCGAAUCUCCCCCUUCACCUUCUCCUCCGGCUCCUCAUACGGCCUUCUCGGCCUCAACUUCUCCUCGGCCCCCUCAAUCCCCGCCCACCUCGCCGACGUCAAACUCACCGCAUACUUGGUAUUCGCAAUGCCCGCCUUGGUGACACUCUCCGCCCCGGCAGCAAUCUGAUGCAACCGCAGUGCCUCAUCCGUGUUGCCUUGCUUCCACAACCGAUAGAUGUGGGAAAUGGUGCGAGGGAAGACGUUUGCAAACGCGGCGAUGCAGCCUGCAGAGCCGGAUGCGAGACCGCCGAUGAGGAAGUCGGAUUGUCCGCCAAAGGUGGCAAAGGUGGAGGCUGGGAAGGCGGAGGAGAGACGGGUGAUUUUGCCGACUUGGGCACAAGUGAGUUUGGUGCCGACGAUGUUCUCACACCUCCCCUUCAACUCCACCAUAACAUCCGAAUCCACAUCCACGCCAUUACACACCCCGGGAAAAUUAUAAAUCACAACCGGCAACACACUCUUCUCCGCAACCUCCUGAUAAAACUUCUUCACCACGGCCCCCGUCGUCUGUUUCCCAAAAUACGCACAAGGCAACACCAACGCAUAAUCCGCUUUCGCAGCCGCCGCGUCCGAAAUGAAUUCGAGGACUUGCUUCGUACUGUGGCCGGAGACGCCCGCCAUGAGUGGAUAGUUGGGACCGACGGCCGAGCGGGCUGUCUGGAGGAGGGAGGCGCGUUCGGAGCGUGUGAGGAGGAAUGUUUCGGCGUUGGUGCCGAGGAUGACGAGGCCAGUGAGAUGUUGCGAGAGAUAGGUGUAGUAUUUCUUUUGUGCUUCGAGAUCUAAUUCGUCUGUUUCGGGAUCGAAAAAAGUCACGGCUGGGGCCCAGAUUCCUGCUGGAGGGACUUUUGGAGUCGUAGUAGUAGCCAUAGUUGGAAGAUGAACUGUUUCCCGUCCUGGUAG
Sphaerulina musiva SO2202 is the source of this 3800-nucleotide messenger RNA. Its product is annotated as ZIP zinc/iron transport family. The record is from RefSeq and is a predicted model, not a curated record. Gene Ontology annotation, molecular function: low-affinity zinc ion transmembrane transporter activity. NCBI's taxonomy places the organism in Eukaryota, Fungi, Ascomycota, Dothideomycetes, Mycosphaerellales, Mycosphaerellaceae. Gene Ontology annotation, biological process: zinc ion import across plasma membrane. Gene Ontology annotation, cellular component: plasma membrane. The coding region runs from base 194 to 1279 and encodes 361 amino acids. The transcript has 8 exons.